Metarhizium acridum CQMa 102 is the source of this 735-nucleotide messenger RNA. RefSeq lists its product as uncharacterized. Lineage: Eukaryota; Fungi; Ascomycota; Sordariomycetes; Hypocreales; Clavicipitaceae. The record is from RefSeq and is a predicted model, not a curated record.
AUGACUACCAGAGUCGACAUACAGGCUCUGGGGCUGGACAUUGACCAGGCCCACGACCGUGUAUGCACCACUCUCGACGACCAUCGCAGUGGAAUAUUCAAGGCUGUACAAGACUCGCACAUGGCCACGUCUGGCAGACUUGAGGGAUUGUCAAGGGCUGUCGUCGACGUCAACAGUCGAACUAAACAUGGGUUUCUUGAAACUGGCCACGGUCUCGAUGUGAACCACGAUGCCUUUGUAACAAGGCUCAACAAGGUAUCCGAGGAUGUCAACUUGACUGUUUGUAAAAAGAUCGACAACGCCAACAGCCAUACCAAUAAGCUCAUUGUUGACACGAGAGACCACUUGCAAGGUCGGCUUGAUGAGGUCCAGGAGGAAGUGGAGAGUUCACGUCGCCGGACACACGAGAAAUUGAACGAUGUGCACGAAGCCAUUGCUGGCAUCGUGAAUACUACACGCGACAGACUUCUUCGCAAAAUCGAACAGGCUACGUCGUUGUUCAGCUCGAUGCAGCCGUUGAUGCGCGAGCUCAGGAGGAACCACAAAGGGCACGCCAAGAACGAGGUUGAGAUCGAAGGUGAGAUGGUGCAGGCUGCAUGCUAUGCCCCAGGAAUUUGCGCUGAUGUCGACGAUUUUAGAUCUUCACGAUCCCGUUUCUCGUCCAUCACCAGGUCACGGCAGCGACACAUCUCAUACGAAGAGCGGCCCAGAGUCAGUACUACACUUUCGAAAUGA